AUGCCUCGUAUGGUAGCUCCCCAGCCGGCCGGCGAAGGCUUCCAAGUUGUCCUAUCGAAGCCCUUCUCCGGUGCACCAACCCACCAGAUCGAAGUAAUCGGCGAACUCAACCGCCCCGCCAGCGUGCGCAUGACAAACUACAACGGCAAUGCCAAGUCCACUGAGAAGAAAGGCGAUGUUCCUCAGGACGAUGUCCGUGAACUCAUGACCCUUAUCUCGACGCUCCGCGGCUUCCCGUCCGACGACAACAAGGACAUUUACAACCUCGACACCAAGCUCGACUUUGCGACUUUCGAAAUACAGUGGAGCAACCAGGAAGACGACCCAGCGGCGCAGGGCGAGGUUGGCGGUGAGCAGAAGGAUGAGUUCAAGAGGGUGGUUGAUAGUGUGGAGGCGUUGGCGAGGCAGUUUGCUAAGCAGGAUAGUGCUAUUUGA
Molecule: messenger RNA, 435 nt
Organism: Parastagonospora nodorum SN15
Lineage: Eukaryota; Fungi; Ascomycota; Dothideomycetes; Pleosporales; Phaeosphaeriaceae
Exons: 3
Coding region: 1-435 (144 amino acids)
Source: RefSeq, a predicted model, not a curated record